GGCUGCUAGUCGACUGACUGCACGAUCUAUUGAAGCCGGGGAUGGUAUUAGUUGACGGAGCUGAACGAUGCGGAUGCGGACAACAACAACCGCCUCAUCGCAUCUGGACCUUUUCAGGGUAGGAUAUAAGAUAAGGCGACUUCUUCCGUCUUGUUGUCCUUCUCAUCCCGCAAGCACACCCACCAGCACAAGCACCACACUCCCUCCUUCAUCAUCUGUCACUCGUUGUCUGUUAUCAACAUGCGUUCCACACUCAUUGCCGCAUCCGCUCUGUGCGGGCUCGCCGCUGCCGCUCCCAGGCCCCAAGAGAUCAACGUUGCCGCUGCCGAAGAGCUCCCACUUCCGACGGUUCUCGGCGCCCCUCUAGCUGCCACUAACACUCCUGCGGUGACUUAUGACCCUACUGCGGCAGCUUCUUCAGCAGCAGCAGCCGUGUCUACGGCCCCAGCAGAUCCUAGCAGCAGGCGACGGGCGAUGAAGAAGAGAGAUGCGUGCCAGCAGCAGCCCGGAGGCUUCGGACCAGUUCCAGGAGACGGCUCGGUGGAGGCAUAUCUUGCGGAAGACAGCAUCCUCGCUUCGGCCGCUCAAGGGGCUUCUACCCCCAGCGGAUACAUCAAUGCCUUCACCGACCUGCAGGGCAGCACACAGCAGAUUGGCUACCUCACCUACAAGACCAUCGACAGCGGCGACUACGAUGUGAAAUCCUGCGCCGAUUUCUGCGACAGCGAGAAAUACUGUCUCGGUUUCAACAUUUAUUACGAGCGUGAUCCGUCUGUCGAGCCAGCUGAUAGCUGCGCGAACCCUGACCCGAUCACCAAUGUCAAAUGCGCUCUCUACGGCUACCCUGUUGCGUCUGGCUCCGCCACGAACUAUGGACAGUGGCGCAAUGAUUUCCAUGUAGUGAUUGCAGGCAGCAACGGGUACUACAAGCUCCCUACCACAGAGCCCACACUACCCAGCUUCAACGCUCCUGAGGCUCUCACCGCCGCUAUCGACGCGCUCAAUGAGGCAAACAGCUACAACGGCAUGCACAUGUCGAACGACGGCCCCUUCGACCCCGCCGUCUGCGCCGCUUAUUGCCUGGCUCAAACUGAGUUUGAUCACGAGCACCUGGUUGACGAGAACGGCAAUUACAGGCCCUGCAACUUCUUCAAUGCGUACAUUCUUACCAAGAACGAUGUCCCGCAGGGCACUUACUGCAGCUUCUACACCCAGCCUUGGGAUGCUAGCUACGCUGUCAAUACGGGCUACUCCUCCGGCGCCGAUACGUACAAAGUUGAGGCAAGCUUCUCAUACACGCUUACUACGCAAGAUGAUGGAACCGUUGCGCAGGGCGACUCGCAGUGAGGGGUGCCCAGGUGGUGAAGUUGUGGAUGUGAGCUGUGGUGUGUGGUGUACCUGGAAACACGAGUAUUUCUUAAUGUCUACUGUACUAAUGCAUAUACAUACCUAUGCAUGGAACCACAUGCAUUUUCGCCCUUCUGUCUAAAUUCUCUAACUGUUCAC
Messenger RNA from Trematosphaeria pertusa, 1506 nucleotides. RefSeq lists its product as uncharacterized. The coding region runs from base 241 to 1347 and encodes 368 amino acids. The transcript is spliced from 3 exons. The record is from RefSeq and is a predicted model, not a curated record. Lineage: Eukaryota; Fungi; Ascomycota; Dothideomycetes; Pleosporales; Trematosphaeriaceae.